Nematostella vectensis (starlet sea anemone) is the source of this 3300-nucleotide messenger RNA. Its product is annotated as proton-coupled amino acid transporter 1. The record is from RefSeq and is a predicted model, not a curated record. NCBI's taxonomy places the organism in Eukaryota, Metazoa, Cnidaria, Anthozoa, Actiniaria, Edwardsiidae. Gene Ontology annotation, cellular component: vacuolar membrane. The transcript has 10 exons. Gene Ontology annotation, molecular function: amino acid transmembrane transporter activity. Gene Ontology annotation, biological process: amino acid transmembrane transport. The coding region runs from base 139 to 1524 and encodes 461 amino acids.
AUUUGAAAUUCAAAUUUCUCUAAACAUCCGGAGUCACUUCUUGCCUACAUUCAAACAUGCAACGUGAAAUUGACGAAAGCUAAAAAAAACAACUGGAAAAAAGACAACUUUUGCUGGCCAUUAGCAAACCUCGGUAGAAUGGCUGAAGAGGUGACACAGCUCGAAGGCAACUCAGAACAGUCCUCCCUUAUAACAGCUAGUGACGAUGAUGGCUCAUCAUCUGGGAAAAAGUCGUGGGAACUCCAGCCCGUAUCCGAGUACAGUACGAUGGACCUCGAUAGAAGCAUGUUUAUGUCUAACACGACUACGAGCUUCACUUCCUUGAUGCACCUGAUCAAAGGCUGUGUUGGUAUCGGGGUCUAUGGCAUGCCCCUUGCCGUGGCUUACGCGGGCUUGCUGAUGGGACCGGCGAUACUUCUUCUCGUGGGGAUCGUGUCAGUUCACUGUAUGCAUCUUCUUAAGCGGUGUGCGCACCUACAUAGCGAAAAGACUGGCUCGAUCUGUAUGGAUUACGCGCAGCUGGCUGCGAAGUGCACAGAAGUAUAUUUCCCCAACAAAGGCAACGUUUCCAGGGUAGUUGUGAAUGCCUUUCUCGUGUUCACGCAACUCGGGUUCUGCUGUGCCUAUGUGGUAUUCAUCACGGACUCUAUAAAACAGGCUGCCGAUGGUUCCGUGGACCUCGAUGUUCGCAUCUGGAUGGUGAUCGUUUUCCCGUUCUUGGUUCUCUUCUCCUUCAUCCGCACACUCAAAUUCUUGGUCAUUGUUUCUGGCAUCUCGAACGUCAUUACCAUAUUUGGAAUCGUGGGUGCACUUAACUAUGCCAGCACCACGCUACAUGAUACUAAAAGCUUACCGCUGUUCGCAAACUGGUCAACGCUGCCAUUGACGUUUGCGCUCUCGGUGUAUGCUUAUGAAGGGAUAGGCGUGGUCCUUCCCGUGGAGAACAUGAUGAGAACGCCACGUGACUUCACCUGGGUGUUGAACCUCGCCAUGAGCGUCGUGGUCAUACUGUACCUUGUCGUAGGCACGAUGGGAUACAUCUCGUGUGCCGCGAUGUGCAAAGGGAGCUUCACGCUCAACUUACCCGACACUCCUUUUUAUACGACUCUGAAGUUAUUGAUCGCCGGCUCGAUGUUCCUGACGUAUUUUCUUCAGUUUUACGUACCUGUCGAGAUCCUUUUGCCAUCUGUCUUAAAGCGCGUUUCCAAGAAGUAUCAAACGGUCGCCGACCUUGGCUUUCGCACAUCCUUAGUCCUUGUCACAGUUGUUCUCGCCGCCUGUGUUCCGCGUUUGGAAGACGUGAUUGCUGUCAUUGGCUCUCUCGCGAGUACAACACUAUGUAUGACUUUCCCCGCCGCGAUGGACAUAGCGAGUCUGCGCAUGUCUUCAAAGCUCACGUGGUACCUAUUGCUCAAAGACAUUGUCAUCAUUCUUAUCGGCAUUACAGGGUCCGUGACUGGUCUCUACAUGUCCAUGGCCAAACUUAUACGAUUCUGGUCUCAUGGUGCCAAAGUGGAUUUGUAAUUAGAAAUGGGUUCAAUUUUCGUCCUGAGAACGCAGGAGUCUGGGAUGUAGCUAGUUAUUUUGAAAGAGGGAUAGAAAGGAAAGUAGCGAUGGAGUGGUAAUGCUAGGAUAAGUAUGUAGUGCAUCUUACUCGAGAAUUCGAUGAGCUAUUAUAUCCCCUCUUUUUCAUUUGUUAUGGUUCGUUCUGUUGAUCAGGGCGAGAAGGAAGGGAAGGAGAGAUAUCAUUGUACAUAAAGGUGCUACUUAAUUAAAAUAUCUCGAAUGAUUCCAAGAAACAUAAAUGCAGCAUUCAUUACUUUCUGUGGGAAAUGUCAAAGAAGCGGAUAGUAUAAUAAAAGCAAUGGACGCCCGCGAAAGACAAAGUCACAGAGAAUAGCCCGAAACAAACAAAAACACGGAGAGUAGGGCACAACAGAGAAAGCCACGGAAAGUAGCGCGCAAUAGACAAAGACACCGAGAGUAGCGCGCAACAGACAAAGCCACGGAGAGUGGCGCGCAGCAGACAAAGACACAGAAAGUAGCGCGCAAUAGACAAAGCCACGGAAAGUAGCGCGCAACAGACAAAGCCACCGAGAGCAGCGCGCAACAGACAAAGCCACGGAAAGUAGCGCGCAGCAGACAAAGACACAGAAAGUAGCGCGCAACAGACAAAGCCACGGAAAGUAGCGCGCAGCAGACAAAGACAUAGAAAGUAGCGAGCAACAGACAAAGCCACGGAAAGUAGCGCGCAACAGACAAAGCCACCGAGAGUAGCGCGCAAUAGACAAAGCCACCGAGAGCAGCGCGCAACAGACAAAGCCACCGAGAGUGGCGCGCAACAGACAAAGCCACCAAGAGUAGCGCGCAACCGACAAAGCCACGGAGAGUAGCGCGCAACAGACAAAGCCACGGAAAGUAGCGCGCAACAGACAAAGCCACGGAAAGUAGCGAGCAACAGACAAAGCCACCGAAAGUAGCGCGCAACAGACAAAGCCACCGAGAGCAGCGAGCAACAGACAAAGCCACCGAGAGUAGCGCGCAACAGACAAAGCCACCGAGAGUAGCGCGCAACAGACAAAGCCACCGAGAGUAGCGCGCAACAGACAAAGCCACCGAGAGUAGCGCGCAACAGACAAAGCCACCGAGAGUAGCGCGCAACAGACAAAGCCACCGAGAGUAGCGCGCAACAGAGACGGCACUUCUGAAAGUCAAGAGCGACAUCUCCUAAAUAUGAACAAGCAGCAUGUCACUCUGCUCGUUCUACUUGACUUGAGUGAAGCCACAGGGAGUGGCGUGCAUCAGACAAAGCCACGGACAGUGACGCGAAAAAGACAAACAGCGGACAGAGUAGCGCGCAACAGAUAGGAACUGCAUUGCAUUUUAUUUUAGUAAGCAAACGAAAGAUACACCAAUAAGGGCCGGAAUGUUCACAAUAGCUCCACUAACUCAUCCAGUACCCCCUGCUUACAAUAUAAAACAAUUACUAGUUCUAGUAUGAGCGAGAUCAGUUAAAAUUCCAUCAUUGGUUAGUGUUCCCAACGAAAGACAGUAUUCACCCAAAGUUAUUCACCCAAGUUAUUUUGAAAGAGGGAUAGAAAGGAAAGUAGCGAUGGAGUGGUAAUGCUAGGAUAAGUAUGUAGUGCAUCUUACUCGAGAAUUCGAUGAGCUAUUAUAUCCCCUCUUUUUCAUUUGUUAUGGUUCGUUCUGUUGAUCAGGGCGAGAAGGAAGGGAAGGAGAGAUAUCAUUGUACAUAAAGGUGCUACUUAAUUAAAAUAUCUCGAAUGAUUCCAAGAAACA